AUGGUGAAACUUUUGACUGUCCUCUUCCUGGGACUUUCGCCUGCGGCCUAUGGCUACGUGUGUAACACAGUGGUGAGUCCAAAUGAAACACUUAUGGGUGAGAUUCGUUUUACUCAUUAUUCAAUCGUAUGAAUCGGUUCUUGACAUGUAGAUGUAGACCCUCUAAUGCUGAUGAGGUUAGCCAGUCGUGCUGACACGGGCUCACAGUGGGUUUCCCCUUAUUGAGUCCGUAUAAGCAUAGCUUGUGGAACUUCAGCUUUCAAGAACAUGUAUCUGGCCAGCAGUCUUACUCAUCAAAACAUCUAAAGGCAAACUCCUAGACUUUCUGCCUAUUACUCAAUUCCAGCCAGAUCCAGUGGCCGGACCUCACAACGACAUACCGACACGAUUCGUCGUCCUGUCGCGGCCGCUUCGCGUCGGCGACACCGUCGUUAUCAACGGCAAAGUCGUCCCCGACGUCCAGGCCAAAAAGUUGUUCUCACUUCAAUUUUGAAAUAAUACAAUCUUCCGAUACAGACGGCUCUCUAUAGACCUUCUUGUUGGAACAAAGCCGGUUUACUACAAAACGGUCAGCACGUUGCACUUCACUGCACAGUACGAUUUAAAUCAAACUUCCAUUGGAGACUAUCAGGUGGGUAGCUCAAAGAGAUCGCUAGGGUUAUUCAAACGACAAGAAAAUUUCACAGCGAGAAAAGUUGUUUCACCGUGUGGUUUUAGUUUUCAAGGAAUGUUUUCUUAAAAUUGAAAAAUGUGGGUUUUCGGCUUGAUUCCACGUUAAAGGAGAACUUCAAAAAAAAACAUAAGUAUUUCAAAAAAUUGAGGUUUGCACAGAGGGCGGCUAGUUAACCCAGACCUCUAUGAUUUAUUUUGACGAACUUAUAGAAACAAUAAAAUAAAUUGAGAAACUUUUUAUAAAGCGCAUCUCGCUCUCAGAAAGAUGUGAAAUAUCGCCAUAAUUCAGCCCAACAAAAACCAAGUCUUCCGCGAGGAAAAGGUUCUCCCUCUUGCGUUCACCUUCGAUCCCUUCUCUCUCAGAGUCAAGUUAGUUUGAUCAUAACCCUACAACUAGCUCGGAUCGUUCAGAGUCGAGGCGGACGGAUAUUCAAUUUACGUCGAUAAAAAGUUCCUCUACAAGUUGAAAUACUUCAAGGAGAACUAUAGCACUGUGCAGACUCUUUACUUCCAAAACGUCGACUUUCACACCGAAUGGUGAAUUUUGUUUUUUUUUAUCCAUACUCAACAAAUUUUUAAAGCUUCAUUGAUUGUAAAGAGGAAAAAGUUUGCCCGAACACAGGAGGUGGAGAAAAGACGUUCAUUGUUGGCCAGAGAGUGUUCCGAGAAGUCGGUAAGUCUUCACAGAACUAUCCAUAUCUUCUUCUUGUAAAACAAUCAUUAUAGAUGGAACGUGUCCAGCAUGA
Caenorhabditis auriculariae is the source of this 1418-nucleotide messenger RNA. The record is from the annotation of a GenBank genome assembly. NCBI's taxonomy places the organism in Eukaryota, Metazoa, Nematoda, Chromadorea, Rhabditida, Rhabditidae.